Molecule: messenger RNA, 3091 nt
Organism: Toxorhynchites rutilus septentrionalis
Lineage: Eukaryota; Metazoa; Arthropoda; Insecta; Diptera; Culicidae
Exons: 3
Coding region: 761-2836 (691 amino acids)
Source: RefSeq, a predicted model, not a curated record
GGUACACACGGAUGCCCAUCUCAUCUCGAUGUGCAGACGAAAGGCUGGAAGGAUGCUACUUUUUAGGACUUUUACUUUUCGUGCGUGACAAAAUGCAUCCUUGAGUGGAAGGAAGAUGUGUGGUUGAACCGAGGCUAAGGCUUUUCUGCUAGUUGGAGUCUGGAGAUCACCGUGAAAAGUCGUGCUUAGGGUGGCAAAAUUGUGUUUUUCCUUGCUGACCGUAGUCUGCAUUUUCUUUGUUGGGUAGUGAAGGAAUGUCUGUGGGAGCAAUGUUGCUGAAAAUGAUUGCAGGAGCUGGAAAUAUCGAGAUGAUGAGAUAAGUGACACGAAUACCAAGGACAUGUGAAUAUUUGGCAGUCGAAUCCCAGUCUGCAUUGACAAAAAUUUAUAAAAACUGGCGUAGCGUGUGGAUAAUUGAUAGGGAUAUGAAGAAAAACUCGUAACAAAGUUGUGAAUCUUGAAUGAAGCUGUACAACGGUCUCCCAAUAGUCUCAAGGGCAAUGAAUGCGGAAAUUUCUUUCGGAUAGAUGGAGAAAAAAAUACUGCUCUCGUUUGGGACGUGAUAAUAUUCGAUUGAAAUCGAGUGUGUGUAUUUUGUUUUCCACUCAACGUCGAUUACACACUGUAUCUAGUAUUUACAUUAUCCUUGAGUGUGUACUUUCCCACUGCGGGAAACAGAUUCGCGAGCGAAGUGGUGCAGAAGGGAGCAAGGACCUUGCCACGGUGGAUACGCCUGAUAAACUCUCGCCGGAGAUCACACAUGACUAAAACGCGAACCAUGCCAAAAGAGGUAGACUACCGCACGUUGAUAGCCCGAGGUAGCCCGUUGGGAGCAUCGCACAGCUUCAAGAUACCCUCACGUAGAGCGCGAUUCAAACUAGCACUGGUUCUAACCGGUGUACUACUUGUAUUUUUGUACAGCAUCAGUCUACCGUCAUGGAUCUACGGUGGAGGAACGGGGAAUCCCUACUGGGAGGAAGCCUAUCUGACGAAGGAUGAGGAACAGCACUUCAACUACAACAGCUCUUAUUUCGUUAAUACGCCAGGCUGUAAGAUGCCCAGUCUGCCUAUCAUGGACGAAAACAUCCAGAAGUUUGUUCAGAAGGUUGACCCUCUCAACUGUACUCCGGCGUUGAUCCAAAGCGAUGCCACUUCCAUUUGGUUUCAGUUGAACGAGGACGACGUUGAGAGAUACUACAAUCUGACAAAUGCCAGCAUGAUCGAGUGCUGCUAUAGGCCGUUCGAGCGCAAGUCGAACAACGGUGUUCGAAUCGUUGGACAGGAGAAUUGUUUCGAAUAUGGCGAACGGAUGGAAAUAAGCUGUGAAUUCAUAGCGGUCAUCUGUACGCAUCCCAGUAGGCAGAAUGUUAUAUUCUACCGGGAUUACUUUGCAUUUGUUGCGUUGAAACCAGCGGUUGAAGAACGAUGUGAAAAGACAAGAAAUGAUCUGAAGUCUAAAAACUUGAUAAACGACGAUAAACUUAGUGUUAUGAUCCUGGGUAUAGAUAGUGUUUCACGAUUGAACUUUCACCGACAGAUGCGACAAACCGCAGAGUUUGUGAUCGAUCGACUGAAAGCUGUUGAGAUGUUCGGUUACAACAAAGUGGGUGACAAUACUUACCCUAAUUUGGUACCAGUGUUAACAGGACUGGACGUAGAAGAACUGUCAGCUGUCUGUCUUCCAAACUCGAACAGUACCUUCGACUUGUGUCCCUUCAUAUGGCACACAUUUGCGGAUGCUGGUUAUCGCACCUUCUACUCGGAGGACUCUAGCACUCUGGAGACUUUCAACUACCUGAAGAAGGGCUUCCACGAACAACCCACAGAUUACUAUCUGAGGAGUUUCUAUCGACAAGCAGAUUCGUCGAUCGGGUAUAAUAAAAAGGUGAACGCUAAGCUUUGUCUUGGGGGCAGAAAUCCAACCCAGAUAUUGGUAGAAUAUGCUAAGAAAAUAGUAACGGUAAUGAAGGAUCGACUUAGCUUUUCGCUGCUUUGGGCCUGUACGAUGACCCACGAUUUGCUGAACUAUCCCGUAUUAAUCGAUAAAGAUUAUAAAGAUUUGUUGGCCCAUAUGGAACAGCAAGGAUUCUUUGAGAAAACAGCCGUUGUAUUACUGAGUGACCAUGGGAUACGCUGGGGAAGUUAUCGUAACACAUAUCAGGGAAUGAUGGAAGAACGACAACCAUUUCUGUACAUUAUUCUUCCUGUGUGGUUCCAGCAGAAGUAUCCAACGGCCUACCGUAAUCUACGCAAGAAUAGACUACAGCUGACGUCUCAUUUCGAUCUUUACGAAACGCUCAAAGAUCUGGCCGAUUUAUCCUCACUGACCCCAACCAGCAUCAAGAAGCGAUCUUUCGAGUUGCUGGAAACGAAGCCCGUUCCCCGAGGGAUAAGUCUGUUUUUACCGAUCUCCCCGACACGCUCCUGUGAAGACGCCGGGAUUGCCUCACACUGGUGCACCUGCCACAAUCACCGACCAAUCGCUACGAACGAUUAUCGGGUGGUGGCGGUCACACGCUACACCGUGGACAGUUUGAAUCAAAUGCUGAAGAAACACCCCCAGUGCAGUGUUCUCCAUUUGUACACGAUCGAGGAUGCCAGUCUGGGUGUAUCGACGGAGGAAAUAAUUUCCAAAAAGCCGGUCAACCAGUUUAGUGACAUAAGUGUGCGGUUCGUGACGAAACCGGGUGGGGCGGAGUUCGAAGCGACCGUUAGAAUCGAUUCCUUCAAUCAGAGCACACUUACUGGUAGUGUCAGCAGGACGAAUCUCUACGGUAAACAGAGUUACUGUGUGGAUGAUUAUCGGAUGAAGUUGUAUUGUUUUUGUACUCGAUAGUUCUGGUGACAACAAGAGGAAGUGUUGCGGCAAAUCGUAUUUUCGUGAUGUAGUAGGUAGUAUUUGGAGUGGUGGAUUAGAGUAUACACGUUUCAAUCGGUUUGUCAAAAAAACUUCUAACAAUAAAAUGCCCGAAGGUGGUUCCGGUGUGUUUGCUUCCAUUGAAACGGAGAAUACGUUUAAUCGGAGAUACCAACGAUUUUUGAAUAAGUCUGUUAAUUAAUUCAUUUGGAUAAACUUUUCGUUUAUGUUAAU